CACAUGACACGCGUCAAGCCAACAUGGCGACGGCGAUUAACAAAGCGGCUUUGUAGGCGCCACAUUCAAUCCUUUGGCAUCCUUAUAAAAUUAUUGAUACAAAAGUGUAUUCAUGGUGCGGUGUACUACCGAGAGGCUGAAAUGAUAGACGUGUAAAAGUGAGUUUGUCGGCUUGAAAAGGCUUUGAACAAAAACUUGCGACCCUGUUAUGGAAGAGACGAUACAGCCCAUAAAAGAAACAUUUUUAAGAGUGCGAGCAAACAGGCAAACGCGGUUGAAUGUCGAUGACCUCUGCUGGUGCAGGCGCUACGCCAAGGAAAGUGUCAAAAAUGCUCCCCUUGGACUGCACAAUGGAGCCCCCCUUGCCCCCUGCUGCAUUGGCCACGCCCGGAUUGGGAAGAUGAAACGCCGGAAGCCAGAGGAUGGGCAGGUAUGUCCACUGUGCAGCGCGCCGCUGGCAGGGACUGAGGAGGAGAUGAGUAGGCAUGUGGAACAAUGUCUGUUCAAGAGGGAGGGUGCGUUUGCUGAGGAUGACUCUGCAGACAUUGACGGAGAGAACGGGACCCGCUUCGAGGAGUACGAGUGGUGCGGCCAGAAGAGGGUCAGAGCUACCACCCUGCUGGAAGGAGGCUUCAGAGGAACAGGCUUUGCCAUGUGUAGCACGAAGGAGAGCCACGACAGCGACGCCGACCUGGACGUGGAUGGAGACGACACGCUAGAGUACGGCAAGGCCCAGUACACAGAGGCAGACAUCAUUCCCUGCUCCGGAGAGGACCAAGGAGAAGCCAAAGAACGGGAGGCCCUGCGCGGGGCGGUGUUGAAUGGUGGAAUGCCGUCCAACAGAAUAGCAGCAGAGUUCUCCAAAUGGGCCAGUGAUGAGAUGCCCUCCACGAGCAAUGGCGAGAGCAGCAAGCAGCAGCUGCCUCAGGACCCCAACGCCGCCUGCUCAACCUCCAACGCGCCCCGGACCUGUAAAAACAGCGAAAUAGAGAAGAUCACAGAGGGCUCGAAAGCCACCACGUUUGAAGCACUAAAGGCUCGUAUCCGGGAACUGGAGAAACAGAUCCUUCGAGGGGACAGAUAUAAGUGUCUCAUCUGCAUGGACUCGUACACGAUGCCCCUCACCUCCAUCCAGUGCUGGCACGUCCACUGUGAGGAAUGCUGGCUCAGGACUCUGGGAAAUAAGAAACUGUGCCCACAAUGCAACACCAUCACAUCGCCAGGAGAUCUAAGGCGCGUCUACUUGUGAAGAAGACUACGCCUGCCCUGACCGGCCUCCCCCUCCAACCCCCCCCCCCCUCCGUGUUUUCCUCUUUUUAUUUCCAUUUGUUCUCACCGUUUGUGUUUUGGGGUUUGUGAAGCCCCCCCUCAUAGCUUAAAGAGACAAGACUGAUGUCUUGAUUGACUCUUCCGAUCAGGGGAGGACUGACUGAUUGAUCAACCAACCCGGUUGGGAACAGAACCGAACCCAGUUGCCCAUUAUGUCUGAGUGUUCUCAGAAUGACAAAUAAACCAACCACCCCUCUCUGGCUCCUCCACCCACCUGCCUGCCCUCUAGUGGUGAGUGGUCCACUCCACAGUCAAAUCCCCUCCACCCUGGCUCACACUUCUGGUUCUGUGUGUUUUCAUCCUUUAGCUCUCAGGCAACCCAGCUUUAUACUGUUGUGUUACUCAUGGAGCCCUCCUCACUUGCUUGCCUCACCAUCGUCUUACCAUGCUGAAAGGUGUGUUCAGGUGGGAGGAGGUGGUGCUGUAACUCCCCCCCAUCACUGCUCGCUGUGUGUAGAAAGCCCAUCUUGGUUCAAGCCAUUAGGACAGCCAUGCUAGAUAUUGAGCUGGCCGCCAGUCGCCGCACCCUGCUUGAAGGCCUGGUAAGGGGGAAAGGAAAACGAUAAACUCUGAGCUUUCUACCAAACUGACAACCUCAGAACAUCCAGAGGAUCCUCUUCUUUUCAGACUCUUUUUUCCCUUCUUCUUUUGUGGUGUUAAAUCGUGAAGUCAACCAAAUCCCAAGAAUCAGUGCAAGCACAUGUAUAAUAGUGUAUGUUAGUUUACAGUGUUGUGUGUAAAUGACAUAGAGCUUACACUUGUAUACAUAUGUGCACACAUGCUUACACACAUUCACACAUAUGCGCGCGCGCACACACACACAAACUCACAAAAGUAUAUAUUAAUAAAGUCCAGUUUUUAGUUAGAGUUUUGAGGAAGGGUAGGGAGUGAUGUUUAAUCAAUGUGAAAAAGAAAGCCCUCUGUAUUUUUCAACCGAUGUUGUCGUCUUGAGGUUGAAGUUGUAUUUCAUUGUACAGGAAUAGAUUUAAGUCACAAUAAUAAUAAUAAACUACUCAACUAGAAAUUCAAGGUUUAGAUGGUGUACAUUUUUUUCUUCAACUAUACAGUAAAAGCUGUCAAAGUUUUAAACMUAAAGCAAGGAGUAUAUGUUUUUUGAUUUUAUAUUUUAAUGGAAAGGUUCACAUCGCUCUAACCCUAGACGAGGGGAAAUUAUGACUUUAAAUUGUUACGUAACUGCAACGCCGGUCAAAUGAACAGCUGUUUUCUAUAUCACAACCGGGAUCACAGUUGAGUUAACCUCCACCUCCGCUGCUUGUCCUCAGUUGACCAGCGUACCUGUUGAUUAUAUCACAUUACUGAUCACUUAGGUUUUCUGUUUUGGCCUCCACUCUGAUAAAGCCUCAUAAGAUGCGUCUCCAGAAAUGUUUUUGAGUGUUGCUUCCAUUGUGUGACCCAGCCAGGCUUCCAACCUGGCAACUCGUCAAGGCAGGUCCUUCCCAACUGUGAGGGAAGGCGCAGUGGGCCGACAUGUUGUCCCAGCCCACAAUGACUGCCCAAGCCCAGUUACUGAACACUUCUCCACAGCAAGGUGAUGUGCUUUGUAGUUGUAAAACAAUGUAUCCUGUGAUGUCUGUAUUAAUGUAAACUGACAAAAAAGAAAGAAGAAUUGAAAGGUUUCUGACUGAAUUCAUACCCCCAACAGAAAGCCAACAGAUAUAUUACAGGGUUCAAUUCCCUGUCACUGGGAUGGAUUUCCAUCAUAGAUUCUUUUUUUCUUUAUUUUUUCUCCAAUAAUGAAAAGGACUGGAAUUGGUCAAAUUCUGAAAUUAUCCUCUUUUCCUAAAUGCAUGAUGGUCAUGACUUUUUUACAUGAAAGGGGAGGUUAAUUGGCCCCAGAAAGUCGAUCUGAGAUCGACUGAAGUUUCAGUCAUGGGAUUAUUUUGUUGCUUUAACCCCUGUAUAUUAACGCAUGUACAGAACAGAAAUGUUACAUUUUCAGUGAAGGGGAACAAUAGAUGAUGGCUUUAAUCACAUGCAAAGCGUUGGAUAUUUAUUUCAGUCCAGACCUUCUGGUUUCCAUUCACAUCCAUUUUCUUCACGGACUAGCGUUUUCAGAACUGUCUCCAGUUUAGUGUUUAUUGCGGGGGGGKUUUUUUAGGUCUAAGAUUGUCUUUGAUCAUCUCCCUACAUUGUGGAUUUAGAUGCUAUUUUACAAGGAUUAUUUGAGUCAUAGGGAUGGCUGCAAUGUAGACAUACAGCAGAUUUGUUUUCAUAAAAGCAGUAUACAACAUCUUUAAAGUAUUAUUGUUCCUGUAAAAGGAAUGUUCUGGAGCAACCUGUUAGAAGGGAUGAUCACAGGCUCGUAGAACUUCAAAGGAUCUGUAGAACAAUUCUACAUUGUUACACAGAUUUUUUCCCCCCCAAUACCUCUGUUCAUUCAUACAGUACGUGUGUGUGUAUAGGUUUGUGUUCUAGUUUCACUUUGUAGUCACGUGUACAGGUAACCAUGCAUAGGCAAAUGAACACUUAGAGCUGUGCAACAGUAUGUGUGGGGCACCUUUGAACCCGUAAUAGGAUGUUUGAGCUUACUGCACUUGUGUGUCAAGACAAGUUGUGUGAAUCUGCUUCACAACACUGUUAAGGGUUAAGGUCUUCUCUCACUUUGUGGUUCCUUCAACUGGAGAUUUAUUUCAACCUGCCCCAAAGAUGACAAAUUGCACAAGAUGAUUGUGUCAAAUAAUUUGUGUCUUGUAUAUUCUUGAAAAUGGUACGUGUCUUUCCCGUUUGUAAACUACAUUUGACAUUAAUUAAAUGAUUGUAAAUCAGAA
This is a messenger RNA of Salvelinus sp. IW2-2015, 4118 nucleotides long. RefSeq names its product E3 ubiquitin-protein ligase RNF220. The record is from RefSeq and is a predicted model, not a curated record. Lineage: Eukaryota; Metazoa; Chordata; Actinopteri; Salmoniformes; Salmonidae. Gene Ontology annotation, biological process: protein ubiquitination. Gene Ontology annotation, molecular function: ubiquitin protein ligase activity; metal ion binding.